This is a messenger RNA of Vigna unguiculata (cowpea), 1898 nucleotides long. RefSeq names its product POLAR LOCALIZATION DURING ASYMMETRIC DIVISION AND protein. The record is from RefSeq and is a predicted model, not a curated record. NCBI's taxonomy places the organism in Eukaryota, Viridiplantae, Streptophyta, Magnoliopsida, Fabales, Fabaceae. Gene Ontology annotation, biological process: asymmetric cell division.
UUAUUACUCUGAAAACAAAGUUUUUGCCUCAUUUUAAUUUUGAAUCUCUUAUUUGACAUAUUGUUAUUCUGGCACAGCGCAAAACUAAUCUGUCAUAAAGAUGAAAAUCGAAACUGAUACAGAUACUGAUACAGAUACUGAUACACUACAAGGCUGAAAGAAGCCUGGGUGAAUCGGGGGAUUUCAAAGCGAAAACGGAUACAAAAGAUCACACACACCCGUUUCUCUUAACCGCUGUCGUAGCGGGAUCCACGUGUUUCGCCGCAAAGCGCUUCUUCCCCAAACAAGCUUCGCAAUGCAGUAACGGGGAAGAAGUUCCAACUGUUGACGAUGGCAAUAACAGUUCCCACCGGCAACUCGUGAUUCCAGAGACACGAAACGGGCUAUUGGGCUUUACCCGUAGACGAAAUGGGCCUGAGAAAGGCAUUAUGGGCCCACGGGGUAAAGUACCAACGGUGCAGCGCAACGGCAGAAGCAAAUUGCCUCUGGGUUUCAAGAAGAGGAGAAAAACCGCGAGAAAAUCCAUCACCAAUAAGAGUUCUUUCCUGUCUCCUAAAAAACAUGCUGCAAGCGCGUUAUUUGAUUGGGGAGUUAGAUUUGGGAUAAAAUGUAUGAUGGUUGGAAGAGAUGAGGUCAGUGAACUCACAAAAACCAUGAACAAGACGGCAAAAAUUAUAGAGGAACUAAAAUCUGAAAUCAUCAUUAAAAAAUCGUCACAUGCUCACCAGUUUUUGGAUUACGUUGGCAAUAGCAAUGGUCUGGAAUUUAGCAACACGAGUGGCAAGGAUGAAGAAACAAUGUUCAAGAAAACAAAGAGUGAACUCGGAGAAACUGAUUCUAAAUUUUGGUGUCUCUCACUGAUCGAUAAUGGUGAAUGUGGAAGUAGUGCUCUUACGGAAGACUCAGAUUCGCUGGCUCUGGUCAUGGAUCAACUGGAAGAAGAACUUGAAUUUGAACUCCAAAAACUUCCUGGGGAUAGUGUUGACACUAAUUUUCUAGAAGAAACAAGGUCAAAAUUCUACGAGGUUCAAGUUCCAAAUGAAGGCUAUUAUGGAGCAGAUGACUUGAAUUUCAAGUCUUCUCCAUUCCACGCAGUAUCGGCAACAGAAUUGAAUCAGAAACUAUGUCAGUUGAAGAUAGAACAGCAAGAAAACCAGAUUGCGGAAUUGGAAUCUGAAUUAUACCUGGCUCGUUCUAAACUGCAAGAGAAGGAAGCUGAACUGCAGGCACUAAAAAACUGUGUCACUCUCCUAACCGAACUCCCUCUACCCACAGUUUCAGGCACAAGUCAUGGAACUGAGAUUCACAAGGGAACCACCAAUUGGGACUAUAACACCCUGGACUCAAAGUCAGAACAAUCAGUUGGUGAUAUGAAAACACUUGCUGUGUAUGAACCAAGUUCUUAUUACCGGAGAAGUGACUCUGAUUUAUAUGAGCAUACAAAGUACAUCGACAAAAUCAUAUGAUACAUUAGAACGGUAAUAAUUUUGUAGGCAAUUGUUCUAUCAGAUGUUAAUUUAGUUAUUGGGCAUCAUGUGAUAGAUAUAUAUGUAAACAUUGUUCUGGUCAAUUUAUAAUGCUUCGAGUACCGGAUCUCAAGACGACCCACAUUCAUAUUUUUAAUAUAGACAACUUGCAAUGCAACUCAUGAAGUGCUGUAUCUGCACAAUAUGGACAUGUGAAUAUAGUAAUUGGUUUGUAGGAUUUUUUACUUCAAUGCCUACGUUACAGGACUAGACUGCUCUCAGAUUUGGUGUUUCUCUGGGGGCCAUGAUGCCAUUGUUUUUUUAUUCAUCACAAGCCAUCUUCACGAGUGUCACAAGUAACUGAGACUGCUGAAACUGAAAUAUUUUUUACUUUCCAUGCUGUCUUGUUGGGAGAAAUAACACUGAAAUCAC